AUGCGCUUGACAACAGCCAUUGCGUCGCUGCUGCUGGUGGGCUCUGCCCUCAGCCUGCAGAACCCUCACCGUCUCGCUGCGAAUGCCCGCCCGCGCAAAGCAUUGGCUCCACGAGCUGCAGCGGGCCUCGUCAGUAGUACUGCCGACUACACGUACCUGACCAAUAAGACCGCCAGGUUUUUGGUCAACGGCACCGGUAUCCCGGAGGUCGACUUCGACGUAGGCGAAUCCUACGCGGGUCUGCUGCCGAAUUCCCCGGCGGGCAACAGCAGUCUCUUCUUCUGGUUCUUCCCUUCGCAAAAUACCAACGCUACCGACGAGAUUCUGGUUUGGCUCAACGGCGGCCCCGGCUGCAGCUCUCUCGACGGCCUGCUGCAGGAGAACGGCCCAUUCCUGUGGCAAUCCGGCACCUACAAGCCGGUCCCCAACCCGUACUCGUGGACCAACUUGACGAACGUGGUGUACGUCGACCAGCCCGCGGGCACGGGCUUCUCGCCCGGCCCGUCGACGGUCAACAACGAAGAGGACGUGGCGGCGCAGUUCAAGAGCUGGUUCAAGCACUUUGUGGAUGUGUUCGGCCUGCACGGACGGAAGGUGUAUCUGACGGGGGAGAGCUACGCGGGGAUGUACGUUCCGUACAUCGCGUCGGCGAUGCUCGACGAGAAGGACACGACGUAUUUCAACGUGAAGGGGGUGCAGAUCAACGACCCCUCCAUCAACGACGACUCCGUCAUGAUCUACGCCCCGGCAGCGCGCCACCUGAACCACUACACCAACAUCUUCGCCCUCAACACCACCUUCCUGACCCACAUCAACCACCUCGCCGACACCUGCGGCUACAACGCCUUCCUCGACGCCGCCAUCCAAUACCCACCCCGAUCCCCCUUCCCCCCGCUCCCCAACAUCACGACUGACUGCCUCGUCUGGGACGAGAUCGUCGAAGCCGCCUACAACACCAACCCGUGCUUCAACUUCUACCACCUCACCGACUUCUGCCCCUACCUGUGGGACGUGAUGGGCUUCCCCUCGCUCGGCUUCGGCCCCAACAACUACUUCAACCGCUCCGACGUCCAACGCGCCCUGCACGUGCCCCCAACCGACUACAGUGUCUGCAGCGAGACCACUAUCUUCGCCCAGGGCGACGGCUCCGAACCCAGCUCCUGGACCGUCCUCCCCUCCGUCAUCGAGCGCACGAACAACACGCUGAUCGGGCAGGGUUGGCUCGAUUUCCUGCUCAUCUUGAAUGGCACCCUGGCCACGAUCCAGAAUAUGACCUGGAAUGGUGCGCAGGGGUUCCAGACCGAUCCGCUCGCGCAGCCCCUGUUUGUCCCCUAUCAUUAUGGCUUGAGUGAGCUGUAUGAUGGGGAUGAGCCGGACCCGUUUAACUUGGAUGCCGGGGCGGGAUUCUUGGGCACAGCCCAUACGGAGAGGGGGUUGACGUUUAGUUCCGUCUUUGGGGCGGGCCAUGAAAUCCCGCAGUAUGUGCCUGGCGCGGCGUAUCGGCAGUUGGAGUUCCUGUUAGGUCGGAUUGGGAGUUUGCAGCAGCGAGGUGGGUAUACUGCUUAG
Messenger RNA from Aspergillus saccharolyticus JOP 1030-1, 1566 nucleotides. It is a transcript of the gene cpdS, whose product is annotated as putative serine carboxypeptidase (CpdS). NCBI's taxonomy places the organism in Eukaryota, Fungi, Ascomycota, Eurotiomycetes, Eurotiales, Aspergillaceae. The transcript has 5 exons. Gene Ontology annotation, molecular function: serine-type carboxypeptidase activity. The coding region runs from base 1 to 1566 and encodes 521 amino acids. The record is from RefSeq and is a predicted model, not a curated record. Gene Ontology annotation, biological process: proteolysis.